This is a messenger RNA of Harmonia axyridis, 1071 nucleotides long. RefSeq lists its product as uncharacterized. NCBI's taxonomy places the organism in Eukaryota, Metazoa, Arthropoda, Insecta, Coleoptera, Coccinellidae. The transcript has 4 exons. The record is from RefSeq and is a predicted model, not a curated record. The coding region runs from base 31 to 1050 and encodes 339 amino acids.
ACAAGAUAAACGACAUUAUCAAAACACAACAUGACAUAUAUUAGACUAAGUACUACAAUAAAACUCAUAUAUUUUCUUCAAACCCAUAUCGAGGUACAAUGUUUUUGGCCACCUGCAUAUGUCAUAGACUUGCACGAUAACGAUACUUUUGAAAUAUCAGAAGAUUUAGGAAUGAAUACAGACGAUAUUGUUGAAGAUAGCGAUGAAAUGAUACCUGAACGAGAACUGAGCAGAUUUCAGUUCAACAAAAAUCCUCAUAAAUUUGUUAGACUUCAUCAAAUUAUCGAUGGAAUAGAAAAACGGGCAGCUGAGCAUGAAGUAACUCACUCUAGCAAUAGUUUCAAUUAUACAGAAGAGAAUUUCUAUCAUGAGUAUCCUGAGGAAAGAAACACGUCUCAUUUCACUUACUAUUUGAAGGAAAGUCUUAAUGUGGAAUAUCACAACAACAUGUCGAAAAAUUCUAUAAAAUCCAAUAACGAAGAAAAACGGCAACUCAAUGAUACUGAUACCAAAGCCACAAUAUAUGAAAGUAAUAAGGAUUAUAAUUAUGACGAAAUGAAAAGAAGAUUCGAAGAAAAAAUAGUAGAAGAAAUUAGUACAGAAAUAAAAUACACUGAAAUGAAGGAAUAUGAAGGUGCUGCCGAUUCCUUGAAAACAAUAUGGAAAGAAAAAGAUGAGAUCAACUGUACUCUUGAAGAAAUGAAGAAUAUAAAUAGUAAGGCGCUUUUAUGUCUACUCAAAGAGCCAAAAAGUAAUAAAGCUUCAAAGUUCUUCACAAGAUUAGGAGAAAUAUCCCUUAUCUGGUUGAUUGUUUACAUCGUAAUUGCAGUUCCUUUGUGGUGUACUAGAGGAUGGUGUUGUUGCUGUUUUAGGUGCGAAUUCUGUCAACCCAGGAAUAAGAUAGACUGGAUAAAAGAAUAUUUCAUUAAAAACCCUGUUGGAGUAAUACACGAUAAUUAUGAAAACAGAGUUGUAUAUCAACCCACGAAUUAUGAAAAGUAUUAUUAUGAAAAUCUAGAGAAAGAAUUAAGAAAAUUAAUUUCACAUUGAAAUAAAAUUAUUUUGAACUUU